Parnassius mnemosyne (clouded apollo) is the source of this 684-nucleotide messenger RNA. Lineage: Eukaryota; Metazoa; Arthropoda; Insecta; Lepidoptera; Papilionidae. The record is from the annotation of a GenBank genome assembly.
AUGAACAGUAGUCUCGACCAGGGUCAUCAGGUCCUGGCGCUGUUCAUAGACUAUAAAAAAGCCUUCGAUACCUUGGAUAAUGAGGUGCUGUUGCAGGCCAUGGAUGAGUGUGGAAUCAAGGGCCCCACAAACAGGUGGUUCCGGAGUUAUCUGAGUGGCAGAACCUUACAGACCUACAUCUCUGGUGUUGCUGGUAAAGAAGUGGUGGUACAGCUUGGUGUUCCGACUGGUUCAGUCUAUGGUCCGGUUGGCUUCGUUAUGCAUGUCAAUAGCGUCAUUAAUGUGGUGAAGAAAUGUCGGGUGUAUAUGUACGCGGACGACAUGUGCCUUAUGUACUCCUCUAAGAAUAUAAAAGAGAUCAGGGCUGUGCGACAGGCUGACUUCGAUAGUAUUAUCCGGUGGGCUCACGAUAAUGGUAUUAUACUCAACCUUAAUAAGACGAAAGUGAUGCAUCUGUAUUCACCGCACAACUUAGUGGCAAAAAAUGUCAAGAGCGUGGAUAUAGGUAUCGUGGGUCACACGUAUGAGUGUAUGCACGUCAAAAAUGUAAAUUGUGUUUGUCAAAAGCUAGAAUAUGUCAGCAAAUUUAAGUAUCUGGGUCUGUGGGUGGACCGCAACAUGAAUUGGAAAACACAGGUUGACACAGUGUGUACAAAGCUUGUGGGCAAGGGCAGUGUUGAAUAA